Condylura cristata (star-nosed mole) is the source of this 1566-nucleotide messenger RNA. RefSeq names its product skin secretory protein xP2-like. Gene Ontology annotation, cellular component: nucleoplasm; P-body. Gene Ontology annotation, biological process: positive regulation of nuclear-transcribed mRNA poly(A) tail shortening; miRNA-mediated post-transcriptional gene silencing. The coding region runs from base 1 to 1566 and encodes 521 amino acids. NCBI's taxonomy places the organism in Eukaryota, Metazoa, Chordata, Mammalia, Eulipotyphla, Talpidae. The transcript is spliced from 7 exons. The record is from RefSeq and is a predicted model, not a curated record.
AUGCUACGGCUCUGGAGUGACGAAAGCAGCGUGGCCUGGCGGGAGCUCAUGGCGGCAUGGGGGCAGCUGGCCACGCUGUGGCCGUCGCGGGCAGUCCAUGCCGGCGGGGUGGGCCGCGCUGGGCAGCUGCCUCCUCAGGAAGAAGGCGAGGUUCCCCCGGCUCCUUGCCGUUUGCGGGCCCCCGGCCACACCACGCUGCGGCGUGUGGGCCCGGCCCCUGGCGACUCGCACGCGCGCCGGUGUCCGGUAGCAGACCAGGCGUGCGCGUGUCCCGUGGUGGGCGGCGCCGCCUUGCGUGUCCCUGCGGGCCGCGUGGGCUCCCGGCGCGGCUCCUGCUCCCGCCGCCUUCGAGGAGCGCUCACUCGUUCACUCGCUGGAGGAAGCCGAGGGCGCGCCGGGGGGUGUGUCCAGCCCCCAGACCCGGUCGUGGGCUCGGACGAGCGCUGGCGCCUGGCGCGGCCGCCCCCGUGCUGCCCUCUGUGCGGCUUGCGCGCCCGGCCCGGCCGCCUUUCUCCCGGGGCCACGCGCCUGUCAGACCGGGCUGGCGCUGAGCCCGUCCCAGGAGCCCCCGGAGCCCCGACCAAGCGCUCGCAGGUGGCUGCUGCACACCGGGCGCCGGAGCCUUUCCUGCCCCUGCCAGCCGCUCGGGGAGAAGCCGUGAAGGGGGAGAGGCCGAGCCCCCCGGGGGCCGAGGCUGGUGGGCGGCCGCGCCCCGCUGCUGAUCAAAAAACCAAAGUGCCAGAACCUACUAAGGCCUGCUGCAGCCCGCCCCAGCCCGCCGGCCCCAGCACCAGCACCCCCGCCGGCCCGCCCCCUGGCGGCAGCAAUGGCAAGCGCGCCCCUGCCAGUGGCCAGCAGCCCGCCGCCGCCCGCUACCUGCCGCGCGAGGUGCCUCCCCGCUUCCGCCAGCAAGAACAGAAGCAGCUGUUAAAGAGGGGCCAGCCGCUGCCUGCGGGGGCCCUGGCCAGCGCGAGCCCCACCCGGGGCGCUGGGCCUGCAGGCGCCAGCCCGCCUCCUUCCGCUGCAGCCGCGCGGCAGCGCCCCGGUCAGCUCCAACCAGACCUCAGUCUCAGCGGAUCGGCAGAGCACUAUGAACAUCCCCACUGGGGACAGCAGGCCGCGUACCGAGGGGAAGCCGGCUGCGGCUGGGAUCAAGUGAUCGUCGACCGGGUCUCACCAGAACUUUCAGCUCAUUUGAAAGAGGGUGGGGAGGCCGAGGGGAGAGGUCAGUUACCUGCAGCCCAGCGUGACGCCUCUGCAGACUGGCCUGAGCCCCGCCGGGAGGGCGUCAGCGCGUGUGCGAGCCCGCGCCAGAGGCACACCGGAGGUGGUGGUCGCGUCUUCGGUGCGUCCCGCCUGUCCUCCCGGCUGCUCGGAGGUCGUCGGCCGUCCACGGGCUUGUCCCCCGUGCAGGCUGGAGAAGGCUGGCUUGGCCUCUCGCUGGACCUCGAGGGGGCCAGGCGCACGCGAGCGCCGGGCCAGGGGGGCGCCCGCUGUCCCUGCCGAGCCCCCACCCCGGGCUCGGUUUGGAAGACGCGAAUUGAGGAGGCUUUACCAGGUCGCUGA